AGUGUCUUUGGUGAAGCAGUGAAUCUCGGUUUAGCUCUCCUUGAACACUUAGUGAAAUUAAUCCGACAGACCAAGUUAAGUUAGAGCACAAAUUGAAAAAUAUCACCUACAUGAAACAUACGUAUCCGGAAAGAUUUACGGAUUUUCAGAAGUGGGAUUCAGUGAGAGAUUCGUCUUAUGAGAUCGCCGUGAUUUUAUUAUUUUUUCAAAUUGUCUGUGAUAAAUUUUUCUUUGUUGUCGGGAAUGUUCGGACGAAAUAGGUAGCGAUAGCAGGAAUAGCAAUCCCGUUAUAAUCGGGAGCAGUGAUUAAUAUGUCCAUUUUGGAUCAAUCCAGGACUUUAGCGCACAUCCAGGGCUUACCACCCGUUACGCAAUCCAUGAUGCCACCUCAUUCCAUGGACGGACCUCCAAAUUCAGACGUUCUUCUAGCCUUAUUAGCAAGAAAUAAAGCGCUUGAAGCGACGAUACCGAAAUGCGGCGGUUGUCACGAACUAAUUUUGGACAGAUUCAUACUGAAAGUUGCUGAUAGAACAUGGCACGCGAAAUGUCUUCUAUGCACCGAAUGUAGGGUACAAUUAACGGACAAAUGUUUUGCUAGGAACGGACAAUUAUUCUGCAAGGAAGAUUUUUUCAAACGAUUCGGCACGAAGUGUGCGAGCUGUGAGCUGGGGAUCCCGCCGACGCAGGUCGUCAGAAGGGCGCAAGACAACGUCUAUCAUCUACAAUGUUUCGCGUGCAUCAUGUGUGCGAGGCAGCUCAACACCGGAGACGAGUUUUAUCUCAUGGAGGACAGGAAGUUGGUGUGCAAACCCGACUACGAAGCAGCGAAAAACAAAGCUGCAGAAUGUUUAGACGGAGAUCAACCGAACAAAAGGCCUCGAACGACAAUAACAGCAAAACAAUUAGAAACAUUGAAGACGGCGUACAAUAAUAGUCCGAAACCUGCCAGACAUGUUAGGGAGCAACUUAGUCAAGAUACGGGGUUAGAUAUGAGGGUAGUUCAAGUUUGGUUUCAAAAUAGAAGGGCGAAAGAGAAAAGGUUGAAAAAGGAUGCGGGAAGGACGAGGUGGAGUCAAUAUUUUAGAUCAAUGAAAGGAGGUUCCUCACCUAGACACGAUAAAUUAUUAGAUAAAGACGAAAUGAAAGUUGAUCUAGAUAGUUUUAGUCAUCAUGAUCUAAGUGACGAUAGCUACGGUACUGUUGUAAAUAUGGGAAUAGAUCAAGACGUAUCUUCACCACAUAGUGGAAUAGGAAGACCUUCAUUCCUCCACGGGGCAACCUCUCCUUCAUAUCUACCUGGACAUGCUUCUCCUCACGGCCACGAUCACUUUUCUUCAUAUCCAGAUCAACUCUCAGUGUACGCCAGCUUAGGUCAAGGCGCACAUACAGGUUUGUCGUUAACUCACAACAUCCCUACAGGAGCAGACACUGAUAUCAGCAACGAUAGUAGUCCGCGUGGAUACCCCGACUUUCCCCCCAGUCCUGAUUCUUGGCUAGGCGAACCGUCCAGCGCACACUACUGACCCCCCUCCGCCAUAAUGAAUCAUUUACCGUUAACGAUACCAAAGAAACAGUUACCGAAGCCGCAAAAGACACAAAAAGAUUAUGGAUCGAAAUCACAGAGGCUCCCGAGGGAUGGUUACCAAAUGUCAGUGUUACUAAAAGUGUGGAAGAAGUUUGUGAAAUUCUGUUCCAAUGUUGAGUUGCACAAUUAUCGGUCAAUUUCAAAAAAAUAUUGUAUAAAGUUAUGGGGGUGAGAUGUAUUGAAAUUGGCUGUGACCAAAAAUUUAUGUCUUUUUUUUUAUUGUAAACGAAGCCUUAUCUAGGUUUUACUAGAUUAUUUUUCUCGUAAUUGAGGGAAAAUACAAGGAAAAAGAGAAUUAUAAAUAAAAGAUUAAAUAUAUUGAAAGAAAGUUGAGAAUAUAAUUUUGAACGUGUCAAUGGGAAAAUUGUGGAAAGAAUCAUAUGAAAAUCCUCAGGAAAAAUACUGUUGGUUCAAGAAAAAAAACGAGAAAACUGCUAAAAAACUAGUUCUUGUUUCUGUAUAUUUGUCAUUAUUGUUUUCUUUGGUCAACAUCUGAAAAAAACUCAAUACAGAAAGAUUUUUCUAUAUAUAUAUUGUUAUAAUAUACUCCGUACAAACGGCCAAAAAUUGUCGUUUUCCCACAAUCGAAAAAAUAUAUAUUGUACAGUAGGUAGUACCUACAUUCUAGUCAAUGAAAAAAAAAAUUGAUCUGUGUCUGUUUUAAUAUUCUAGUCGUCAAAAUAUUCAAUUUUAUUUAUUGUUUAUAUAAUGUCUAUCGAUAAAUAUAAGAAAAUAUGUGAAAA
Molecule: messenger RNA, 2328 nt
Organism: Diorhabda carinulata
Lineage: Eukaryota; Metazoa; Arthropoda; Insecta; Coleoptera; Chrysomelidae
Gene: Lim3
Product: LIM/homeobox protein Lhx3
Exons: 8
Coding region: 312-1523 (403 amino acids)
Biological process (GO): neuron differentiation; regulation of transcription by RNA polymerase II
Cellular component (GO): nucleus
Molecular function (GO): RNA polymerase II transcription regulatory region sequence-specific DNA binding; DNA-binding transcription factor activity, RNA polymerase II-specific
Source: RefSeq, a predicted model, not a curated record